AUGCUGCUGUGGAGUGCGGCCCGGGGAGGCCUGGUGGUGUCGGUUGCUGCCCGUGGCCUGGGGCCAUUAUCCAGCUGGGACUGGGGCCAAAGGCUUCCUGGAGGUGGCAGCAUUCUUCACAGGAUCCGAGUCCGUGAAGGCCACAGAGAGUUCAGGAAGGACCAUGUGGAGGUGGGCUCCCAAGCAGGUGCAGCGGGCACUGGGCAGCCCGAGUCCUCCCUGCCUGGUGGGGUCCCCUCAGAACCCCUGUACCCGCCACCCCCUGAGCUCCAGCCCCCCACCAACUGCUGCAUGAGCGGCUGCCCCAACUGCGUGUGGGUGGAAUACGCAGACGCACUGCUGCAGCACUACCAGGACGGCGGGGAGCGGGCCUUGGCCGCCCUGGAGGAGCACGUGGCUGAUGAGAACCUCAAGGCCUUUCUCCGGCUGGAGAUCCAGCUCCGUGUGAGGAGUGGAAGCUGA
Molecule: messenger RNA, 462 nt
Organism: Lipotes vexillifer (Yangtze River dolphin)
Lineage: Eukaryota; Metazoa; Chordata; Mammalia; Artiodactyla; Lipotidae
Gene: OXLD1
Product: oxidoreductase like domain containing 1
Exons: 2
Coding region: 1-462 (153 amino acids)
Cellular component (GO): mitochondrion
Source: RefSeq, a predicted model, not a curated record